AUGUAAGAUUGUCAUAAGUCUUAAAAGAUAGCAAUAUGUAUGGUUGGAUUGCCAGCGAGAGGGAAAACAUAUAUUUCUCGGAAACUUCAUAGAUAUUUAAAUUGGUUAGGUUACAAUUGUAAGGUGUUCAACAUUGGAAAUUAUAGAAGGGAAAUCUGUGGAACCGAGUGUGACAAGACCUUCUUUGAUUCAAAAAAUGAAUAAGCAACUAAAGCAAGAAAUGAAUGUGCUUAGAUGGCAUUGAAUGAUUUGAUCAGCUUUUUAAAUAGCGAUGGGGAGAUUGCUAUUUUUGAUGGGACCAACACAACAAAGUAGAGGAGAAACAUGGUUUAAUGCUCUUUGUCACAAUAAUGCCAAAAUGUAUAGACUCUUUGGAUUGAAUCAAUUUGUGAUGACGCCGAUGUGAUUCAAAAUAAUAUCAGAUUAACUAAGCUUAAUAAUCCUGAUUAUGUUUCUAUGAAUCCUGAGGAUGCAACAAAGGAUUUCUUAGGAAGAAUUAGAAUGUAUGAGGAGGUGUAUUAAAAGAUAGAGUUAGACGAGAAUUUGUCAUUUAUCAAAUUAAUUAAUAUCGGCGAAGAUAUUUAAAUCCACAAGGUUAAAGGCUAUUUGUUAUCGAAAAUCAUAUCAUAUUUGAUGAAUCUCCACAUAUAUCCCAGACCAAUUUAUUUGACAAGACAUGGUGGGAGCACAUUUAAUUAAGAAAACCGAGUGGGUGGAGAUUGUGAUUUAUCUCAAUAAGGAAUCCAAUAUUCAGAAUAGCUGGGGAAGUUCUUGCUUGAUGAGUUCCCCACUUAGGAAAAGAGGAAUCAAAUUCAUUGCUUAACAUCCACAAUGAAGAGAGCAACUCAAACAGCUGACAUUGUUUGCAACAUUCUCAAGAUCAACUAUUUGUAAUUAAAGACUUUGGAUGAAAUAAAUGUCGGCAUUUGUGAUGGCUUAACUUAUACUUAAAUUGCAAUUCAAUUUCCUGAAGACUUUGCUUAAAGAAAAGUGAACAAAUUAACAUACAGAUAUCCCAGAGGAGAAUCCUACUUGGAUUUGAUUAGUAGGAUAGAACCAAUUAUCUAUGAAAUUGAGAGAUCUCGAGAACCUGUAUUAGUUAUAGGACAUCAAGCUAUUUUAAGAUGUCUCUAUGCUUAUUUCCAUCGAAAUGAGAUCUCAGAAGUACCUCAAUUGGAGAUUCCAAUACAUGCAAUUAUAAAAUUAACUCCAGCGGCAUAUUAUUGCGAAGAGAUAAGAAUCAGAAUUGAUCCUGAAACUGGAGAAAGAAAAUAAAUCGAAGAAUAUCUUCAAUAUGAAAGGGUCAAUUUAUUAACUAAGAAAAAGAGCUACAUCUUAUUAUGA
This is a messenger RNA of Paramecium tetraurelia, 1344 nucleotides long. RefSeq lists its product as uncharacterized. Gene Ontology annotation, molecular function: ATP binding; 6-phosphofructo-2-kinase activity; fructose-2,6-bisphosphate 2-phosphatase activity. The transcript has 4 exons. Gene Ontology annotation, cellular component: cytosol. NCBI's taxonomy places the organism in Eukaryota, Ciliophora, Oligohymenophorea, Peniculida, Parameciidae. Gene Ontology annotation, biological process: fructose 2,6-bisphosphate metabolic process; fructose metabolic process. The record is from RefSeq and is a predicted model, not a curated record.